Messenger RNA from Rhagoletis zephyria (snowberry fruit fly), 1692 nucleotides. RefSeq names its product UDP-glucuronosyltransferase 2B1-like. Gene Ontology annotation, molecular function: UDP-glycosyltransferase activity. The record is from RefSeq and is a predicted model, not a curated record. NCBI's taxonomy places the organism in Eukaryota, Metazoa, Arthropoda, Insecta, Diptera, Tephritidae.
AUGACAAUCAAUAAGUUGCAAGGGCAAACGAUGUCCGUUUGCGGCUUAGAUUUGGGCACACCAUGUUUUUCAUAUGGACAAUUAUACGUGGCAUGUUCUCGAGGUUCAAAAAUUUUAAUUUGCCUUCUGGCAUUGGCAGCGCUAGCGGCUCAAGCACCUUCUGUUAGUGGCGCCAAAAUACUUGCAGUCCACAUAUUUCCGGGAAGAAGUCACUAUCAGAUGCAUCGACCUAUGAUUAGCGAGUUGGUGAAACAUGGCCAUCAGGUCACCAUGAUCACCGGGCUAACACUAGAGCCACUCAAACUGGGCAGCAACUACACUGAGAUACUCAUUGAGCCGGAAUACGAUAUCUGGAAGCUUGUUAGUGAAAUAACCGGAUCAAAAUCGAACGUAGAACUUGAAACUAGAUUAUCACUGUUUUUUAAAGUAAUGAAGUCUAUGGCGGUUGAGACUAGCGAACAUGCGCUAAAACAACCGAAGGUACAGGCUAUUAUUAAUGCCAAACAAACUGAGGGUGUCUUCGAUUUGCUGUUAGUGGAACAGUUACAACAAGAAGUUUUUCUUGCCUUGGCUCACGUCUAUAAAGUCCCCGUUGUCAGCUUAGUUACAUUUGCGAAGACAACCUACAUGAGUCAGAUGUUCGGCGUAAUUUCUCCUUGGUCAUACGUGCCCAUGGGACUCCUUCAAUUCACAGAGCGUAUGAGCUUUUGGGAACGCGCUGAAAAUGCCCUUGAUGCACUUCGCGUCGAUUUGGAUCGUGAGUUUGUAUAUUUUCCAGUAAUUGAUAAACUUGUGGAGAAAUACUUUGGGCAUUUACCAAUUAAGUUCCCCAGUACUUCUGCUAUGGAAAAGAAUCUAUCUGCUAUGUUCGUCAAUAACUACACGCCCUUAGCGGCCGCUGCUCCAACAAUGGAUAACAUGGUUAACAUCGGCGGCAUACAUAUCUCUCCACCGAAGCCACUACCAACUGAUUUGCAGACAUUUUUGGAUGAGGCUGAGUAUGGUGUCAUUUAUUUUAGUUUUGGUACACAAGUUAAGACCAAGGACAUCCCAUUGGAAAAGCUACAGAUAUUUAUUGAUGUCUUUCGCCAGUUGAAACAACGAGUGUUAUGGAAAUUCGAUAAUGACAGCUUUCCAAAUUUACCCGCCAAUGUAAUGAUUAAAAAGUGGUUGCCACAAAACGAUAUCUUGGCACACCCUAAUGUGCGUACUUUUCUCUCACACGGAGGGCUUUUCGGCUUGCAAGAAGCCGUUUAUCAUGGUGUGCCCUUGUUGGGUAUGCCGUUCUUCUUCGAUCAGCGCACAAAUCUGAAUAAAGCUCAGUCUGCUGGAUAUGCCAUUACUAUGGAUUUUCGAACGUUUACGCAUAAAUCUUUAACGCAGGGUCUGGAGGAGGUGCUCUAUAAUCCGAAAUAUCGUGAUACUGCCAAACGGUUCUCGCGCAUUUUCCGCGAUCGCCCAGCAAGUCCGCGUGAGACGUUUCUCUAUUGGAUCGACUAUGUGAUACGCCACAAUGGAGCGCGUCACUUGCGCGCUGCUGGCAUGGAUUUGAAGUGGUACCAAUUCUAUUUGCUCGAUGUUGCAGCACUGGUAGUGGCUGCUGUGCUAGUGGCAGUUGGCGUUUCGGUUCUGGCACUGCGUUGGCUUUUAAAAAGGAUUAAGGGUGCAAAUAGUAAGCAAAAAGUAUCAUAA